AUGGAACAACCACAGCUGCCACAGCCACAGCAGCAAUCACAGCCGCAGCAGCCAGAGCAACCCCCCGGCCAGCCUCCCGAGCCGCUGGCGAACAAUUAUCCAGUUCCGCUAUCAAGCUUUCCGCCAUUACCUCCGCCUCCAGAGCUCUUGUAUCGCACCGAAACAGAGGCCGUCCAGGCUAUCAAGUCGUUUGCACAGGAUCAUCACUAUGCAGUCAUCACCAAGCGCACGAAUAAAGGCCGCGAGGGGAAAGUCGAGGCCAUCUACAUGACCUGUGACCAGGGUCAAGUAUAUCAGUCCACCGCAAAAGAGCGACAGAGGAACCCCUCGCGGAGAAAUGGGUGUCCGUUCAACCUGCGGAUCAGCUACCAUAAGGUUGACAAUCUAUGGCAUGUCAAAGUGCGCGAUGGCGCUCACAAUCAUGGCCCGUCGCCCACGCCUGCUGACCAUCCCUCCAUCCGUCGCGAGGAAAUACAACAAAAGACUCAAUAUAUCAAAGCCCUUCUGGACAUCAACAUGCCGCCGAGUCAAAUUCUUAAGCAGCUUCGCCACGUGGACUCUACCACUGUCAUUCAGGUCCGCGACAUCUAUAAUCUCCGCCAUCGCCUUUAUCAGGGUAAAAUCCCCGUCCCGGCGGUGACAAUCGCCGAAUACUCACAAGUGGCGGGGAAGAAGCGUCGCCGCCAGGACGGUUCAGAUAACCAGUCGUCCGAAGAGGCUUCAAUCCCGGGCCCUGUCGAAGGGGGCGGGCCAGGAAUCGCUCAGAGUCCUGUCGCUCCUGCCACUCCUGUUACUCCUGUGGCUGCGGCCGCGACGGCGGUCCCGAGUCAGCAUAAUCAUAUGCAUAAUGCACACGACUUUUUGUUUACUUCAACGAUGUUUUGA
Molecule: messenger RNA, 885 nt
Organism: Aspergillus calidoustus
Lineage: Eukaryota; Fungi; Ascomycota; Eurotiomycetes; Eurotiales; Aspergillaceae
Source: the annotation of a GenBank genome assembly